UUCCACAGGAAUUCAGUGGUGCCAGCUGCUCUGUUCCUGGCAGCCAAGGUGGAAGAGCAGCCCAGGAAGCUGGAACAUGUCAUCAAGGUGGCCCAUGCUUGUCUGCACCCUCUGGAGACCCCCCUGGAGACCAAGAGUGAGGCCUACCUGCAACAAGCCCAAGACCUGGUCAUUCUAGAGAGCAUAAUACUGCAGACCCUGGGGUUUGAGAUCACCAUCGACCACCCCCACACCCACGUGGUGAAGUGCACCCAGCUCGUGCGAGCCAGCAAGGACUUGGCCCAAACUUCCUAUUUCAUGGCUACCAACAGCCUGCACCUGACCACCUUCAGCCUGCAGUACACCCCCCCCGUCGUGGCCUGUGUCUGUAUCCACCUGGCAUGUAAAUGGUCCAACUGGGAGAUCCCAGUCUCCACGGACGGGAAGCACUGGUGGGAAUACGUUGAUGGGACAGUAACUCUGGAGCUCUUAGAUGAGCUGACCCACGAGUUCCUGCAGAUCCUGGAGAAGACCCCGAACCGGCUGAAACGCAUCCGGAACUGGAGGGCCUCCCAAGCAGCCAGGAAGUCCAAGCCUGACGAGCACGGGGAGGAUGAGAGCCUGUCAGAACAGACCAUCCUUAACAUGAUCUCCAGGAACAACAGCUCAGACAUGAACAUUGCUGGUUUGAUGAGCAUGUCGACCUCCUCCACCGCGGGGCCGGCGCUGACAACCGGCCCCGACUCCCCCAGUGACCAGAGCAGCACAGAAGUGUCCCAGCCCGACCACUGGCACCCCCCAGCCAAACUGGAGAUCAACCAGACCCACAGGACUAACGAGAGCUCCUCAGUGGCUGAGAAUCCUACCCAGCCAGAAGGUGCUGGGUAUCAGAAACCAGGUGGCAAGAACCCCCCGUCGGCCAAGGUGUCCCUCAAGGAGUACAGGGCCAAGCACGCCGAGGAGCUGGCAGCUCAGAAGAGGCAGCUGGAGAACAUGGAGGCCAACGUGAGGUCUCAAUAUGCCUACGCUGCCCAGAACCUCCUGGUGCAGCAGCAGAGGGAGAGGGAAAGUCAACAGGACAACAACCCCUCUCCCAUCAUCCUGAAAAUCCCCAUCGGUGGCUCCGAGAACCCCGAGCGACCUCCCGGCCCGGAGAAGAUGGACAAGACCUCGGCCUUGAAGCUGAGGAUCCCCGUGGCUGGUGGGGGUGGGGAGAGGCCACUCCCUUCCAAGCAGGAGGAGAUAAAAAUGCGGAUCAAGGUGCCAACCCCUGCCGAGAGACACGGCCCCUCGGAUGAGGGCGGCGCCAAGAGCCGCGAGCACAAGGAGAAGUACAAGAGUCACUCCUCCUCCAACCACCACCACCACAACCACCACUCACACAAACACUUGCACCCUCAGCUGGGCCCGGGUCCCAGCAGCGUGACCAGCAAGAGACCAGGGGACUCCAAGCACAGCAACCAGCCCAGUGCUGGGCCACACAAAGGCCACGGGGCCCUGGUCUCCUCCCGCAAGAGGCCGCCCCCCGAGGAGACCCACGAGCACCAACCCAAAGUCACCAAAGCCUCCAAAGCUCCAGGGGUGCCCUUCCCUUAUCCCCACCUCCCCGGGACAUCUCACCACACUUCAGAUCCAAGCAACCUUCCUUUAUCCCAGGCUCCCAAAGCCAGGAGCAGCCAGAACAAAGCUGACAAAGGUCCCAGUGGGGCCAACGGGCACAAUCCCAGUCAGGCCAGUGAUUACCAGGACACGGUGAACCUGCUGCACUCCCUGCUCAGUGCCCAGGGGAUGCAGCCCAACCAGCCCCACGGCUUCGACUUC
Messenger RNA from Chaetura pelagica (chimney swift), 1800 nucleotides. It is a transcript of the gene CCNT1, whose product is annotated as cyclin T1. Gene Ontology annotation, cellular component: cyclin/CDK positive transcription elongation factor complex; nucleus. Gene Ontology annotation, molecular function: cyclin-dependent protein serine/threonine kinase activator activity. Gene Ontology annotation, biological process: regulation of transcription by RNA polymerase II; positive regulation of DNA-templated transcription, elongation. Lineage: Eukaryota; Metazoa; Chordata; Aves; Apodiformes; Apodidae. The transcript is spliced from 8 exons. The record is from RefSeq and is a predicted model, not a curated record. The annotation marks the transcript as partial.